Messenger RNA from Mesocestoides corti, 1833 nucleotides. Lineage: Eukaryota; Metazoa; Platyhelminthes; Cestoda; Cyclophyllidea; Mesocestoididae. The record is from the annotation of a GenBank genome assembly.
AUGGAUCCUUUAGUAAUUCUUCAACACCCAAAUUGUCGGUGCUACGUGUUUUCCAGCGCGAAGAGAAUCCACGGGGUUUUCAAAUCGCCCAAUUUUCCUGCCCCAUACCCUGAUCAAAUCGACUGCAUUAUCUACCUGUUCCAGGGUGGCGCCUGCGAAAUUGUGCAGAUCACGUUUCUAACCAUCGAACUCGCUCCACCUCGCGUCGAUGUAUGCUUCGAUUACGUUGCCAUAGUCAAUUACAAUGAAACAAGGUUAUCAAUGUCGCAACAACGAAAAACAUUGACUUCCUCCGAUGUCGUCAGACGCCAAAGUGUUCCACCAAGUGUCCUUUGUGGAACACUCCCCAUGUUGAAAAAGACCACUUUCUUUUCCGAAACCAAUUCCCUUGCUCUGGUCUUCCAUUCAACUACUCGAGCCCCUCUUGAGCAAUCAAAGCAAAUGUCCGGUUUCCAAGGCACCUUCCUUUUUCUAAAUUCAAGUAAUUACAAAGUGAACGGGGAUCAUUUACGAGGCACCGAGUGCUCCUAUGUCAUCCAGAGCUCUCAAUCAAAACGCCUCCUCGUGAGUGGUCGAAUCGUUUCGCCACGGUUUCCUAACGACUACCCACCGAACGUGCGCUGCGCAUACACCUUCCUUGGCAGGCGCAACGAACGAGUCGUGAUUGCCGUUCGUUUGUUGCAGCUGAGGCACCUGGAUGGUGCGGGCAUUAACAACGGGACAUCAACGAGCUGCGUCUACGAGACGUCGCCGUUGUCCAGCUUUGAUCGAAUUCUUAUCCACACACUUCCAAAGGAGCGCUGGACGGAGCCGGUUCUUUUUGCACGGCUCUGCGGCUCACUGACAUCCUUUCAGAUAAUUUCAGAGGAACCGAGUCUCCAGCUUACUUUCAUUUCACUGCCUUUUGGGCCAAAAAACGGACGAUUUUUGAUGGAGUAUGUCUUUGUUAAAGGAACGAGCGUCAAGCCGAGCAGUUGGACGCCCACUGUUCCUGCGUUCUUUGAACAGUGGUCAAUGAAACAGAGCACACAAGAGGUUUUUAACUACUUGCAGAGUGCUCAACCUUCCAACACGCAGAACAUGGAAUUAGCCUGCAAUUCUCUGGAAACGCUCGAAACGAUUAUUGACGCCUAUAAGGCAGACGAAGGGAGCCUAGCUUCACCGAAGUUCCCUGAGCUUUAUCCAAAGUGCAUUAAUUCAACGUACUACUUCAGGGGAAGACCGGGACAAAGGGUGUUUCUACGAUUUGUCCUUCUUGAGCUUGGUGACACUGAACGGAACGAAUUCGAAUGCAGCAAACCCGACCAAUUGAGUUUAGUUGUCGCCGCCUUGGAAAGUGGUCUUGGCCGACACUGUUUAAUCAAAAUGAUUAAGUGUACCAACCAUCUUCCUAGAUGCAAGGAAGACACGGUGCACCGUGGAGACCGCUUGUAUUUCUAUGACGGGUCCUCAACCCACUUGCCAGUUCAGCUGAGCGUCUGCGGAAGUCCACAGUCUGUCUUUCGACCAGAGACAGACAAGGGUCUACCGACGGAUCAAAACCUAGCAAUCGCCUCGUCGGGCAGCCACUUCACCAUGCUCUUCGCGUCGGACGAAUUUGUGGGGAAAUUCGAGUUUGGUUUCCGCUUGGAAUACCAUUUUAGGGAUUUGAUCUCCUGGGAUGCGCAUGAUGGUGAACAAAAAACUCCGAACUCGCAGUACAACAUCACAAAUGACAAAAAAGGCAGACUAGUAUACUUCAAUUAUCCGCACAAAACGAUAAGAAUAACCUCAAUUUCCAAAUUAGCAACUAUGGAUAUUCCUCUAUACAUAAUCAUUGGUGAGUUGCGCUAG